AGCAGUGGGCAGCAGAGCUCAGCUGGCUUUGUAUGUGCUGCAGCAACCUCACCUCCUCAGCAAGAGAAAAACAUGGCAGCGGCACCUCUGAAACAGCUGUCAGCCGGGAAGGAGCAUCUCAGUAGCUAGCCUGGAUCCAAACAUGAGCUUCAAGGCAGCCUGGAGAGAGAGUAUUAGCACAUCUAGCCCAGCAAGGACAGCCAGCCAGCAGAGCCCUACAGCAGCUAGCACAAUACAGCCGCUGCAUGAUCAGCAAUACCCAGACAAGAUCAUCAUCCUCUAAUCUGACAGCAAAGCUGCGAGGCUCAGCCCCUCAAUAACUCCCCAUCUAAAGGACAAAUCCAGGAAAACUACAAGAAUGAGUGAACAGAGUAUUUGCCAAGCACGCGCUUCCGUAAUGAUCUACGAUGACACAAGUAAGAAAUGGGUGCCAAUCAAACCUGGACAGCAAGGAUUCAGUCGGAUAAAUAUAUAUCACAACACCUCCAGCAAUACAUUCAGAGUAGUAGGAGUCAAACUGCAGGAUCAGCAAGUAGUCAUUAACUAUUCACUUGUGAAAGGCCUGAAAUAUAAUCAGGCCACGCCAACUUUUCACCAAUGGCGGGACGCUCGACAGGUGUACGGUCUGAACUUUGCAAGCAAAGAAGAGGCAACCGCUUUCUCCAAUGCCAUGUUGUUUGCGCUCAAUAUCAUGAACUCUCAAGACGGAGGUCCUGCUGCUCAGCGCCAAGCUCCAAAUAUUCAGAAUGGACCCUCACCAGAUGAAAUGGAAAUACAACGAAGGCAGUUGAUGGAGCAACAGCAACAGCAGAGACAAGAAACCCUUGAGAGAAGAACUUCUACAACAGUUUCUACCCUUCAGAUAAAAGUGUCUUCUUCCCCUUCCCACUGCCAGUCUCCUCCUCCUGACUACAAUAACUACAGUGCUUCUGCAUCAGCUGGUGCUAUCCCACCACCAUCUUAUUCCAAAGCUAUCUCUUCAACAUCUACUGUCCCUGAAUCUAGUAGUAAAUCCACUAAAAAGUCCAGCGUAUCCCCAGUGUUGCAGCACAGACGUCCUGGAUCAGAGCCUUCAUUAUCCCAGGGCUCUGGCAUUUCUCCAAUAUGGCCAAGCAACGGGACUCUAUCCCGAAGCAUGAAGCAGAUAUCGUUAUCCCCACCACCAUCCUCUCCCGAUUCUCAUUUUCCAUUUUCCGUUCAUCAGUCUGUAAAACAUCCUACUAUGCCAUACUCCUCAUACACUCCUCCUCCUGUAUCAGUAAGCUCAACGUUGCAGAAGAGCAUAUCGCCACAUACUCUUAUUCCAGUGGUCCUUCCUGUGAUUCCUGUUCAGAACAGCAGUAUCAAGGGAUGUGCUGAUAAUGUGGUCCAAACCCUCCCACUAAGUGGAUCUUACAUAGGACCUGAUGACCAAGCAGAAAAAAAUGCAUUUUCUUUGCGCUCCCCAAGCCCCGAGGCUAAAAGCACUGAACGUUCUUUCUUAUCAUGUUAUGAAACUGUUCCCAUUGGCCAGUUACCAUUAAUAGCCACAUCCACUGCUAUCCUUUCUCAAUUGUCUCAACCCUUCCAGUCUUCCCCACAUGCUUCUCAGCCAUCAUACCAGUCCAUUUCACAAUGUGUUCCAUUACCUCCCCCUUAUGCUGCUGUAUCUGAGAUCAGUAUGUCCAAGAGAAUAGCACCGUACAUGACAUCAUCAACCAUUUCUCAGUUAAGCCCUUCUUUACCACCUGGUCACCCAUCUUCUGCUGCCAUGGUAACUACUAUAGGAGCAGCACCUGCUCCAGCUAGUGGUCCGCCUCCACCACCACCCCCCGGACCCCCACCCCCGUCUGGUGCUACACCUCCUCCUGCCCCACCUCUGCCAGCAGGCGGAAGCCAAGGAAUCAUCUAUGAAGACAGUCCAGCGUCAGGGCUUGCUGCUGCCCUGGCUGGUGCCAAACUGAGGAAAGUUCAACGGCCAGAAGAUUCUUCAGGAAGCUCUAGUCCUUGCGGGGCAACCAAAUCAGAUGCCAAUCGAACAAGUAGCGGAGGAGGUGGCGGAGGUCUUAUGGAGGAGAUGAAUAAAUUGCUGGCUAAAAGACGAAAAGCAGCUUCGCAAACAGAUAAAACAGGAGACAAAAAGGAAGAAGAAUGCCAAAACGAUGAUGCCAGUCUUUCACCUUCUCCUAGUACGCGAGGUCCUACACCGCAGAAUUCUUCAGAUCUGGGCAAGAAGCCAUGGGAGAGAAGUAAUUCUGUUGAAAAACCUGUAUCUACUUUACUCUCUAGAACUCCACCAGUGGUGAAGAGUCCCGAAGCUAAGAGCCCCAUUCAGUCUCAGCCACCCUCUAGCAGGAUGAAAGCUGUGAACAGCAGCAAUGAUGUUUCCACUGAUCCCUUAGAUUUUGACAGAAUGAAACAGGAAAUUCUAGAGGAGGUUGUCAGAGAAUUGCAUAAAGUCAAAGAAGAGAUUAUUGAUGCUAUCCGGCAAGAGCUGAGCAGAAUCAGUACAACAUAAUGAUUGCACAGACCCUGCAGUCUGGGAAUGUACAGUUAAUUAUUGAAGAACUGGGGAAACUUUGGGUGUUGUGGAAGUCACAUAAGCGAAAGGAAGAUACCUGCACUCUCUUUUCAUUUUUACUUGCAGACUCCGCACACUUUGAAGCUUGCUGCAUUGGAUUUGCUUUUAUUCAAAAGUCUUAAACAUGAAAAAAAAAAAUAUAUACAAACAUUUUAAAUCUUCUGGAUUUUUUUUUCUUUUUUUAGAUCUUCAUCUGACAUUGCACACCAAUAAUUUGUCAGCCUUUUUUUGUAUAAUAUAUUUGCUUAUUUAAAUGUAUUAUUUUACAUUUAGCAGUAGUUUUAAGAAAAUGUGAACAUUUGCUUUAAUAGAAUGGAUACAAAAGUAAUUUUACUGGUAGUCUGCAAUGCUAAGACCCUUUUUUGCCAACCAAAUUCUAUUGCAGAAUCACUUAAAAAAACAGACAUGUUACAAAAUGUAAGGUGACAAAUUACGUUUCCACUUUCAUCACAAUAUAAAAAUGGUACGUCAGUGCACCACAGUAACUGUAUUCAUAAUGGUAAUAAAUUGUUUAUUGUCCAA
Bombina bombina (fire-bellied toad) is the source of this 3082-nucleotide messenger RNA. It is a transcript of the gene EVL, whose product is annotated as Enah/Vasp-like. Lineage: Eukaryota; Metazoa; Chordata; Amphibia; Anura; Bombinatoridae. Gene Ontology annotation, molecular function: profilin binding; actin binding; SH3 domain binding. Gene Ontology annotation, biological process: positive regulation of actin filament polymerization; actin polymerization or depolymerization; protein homotetramerization. The coding region runs from base 359 to 2497 and encodes 712 amino acids. The record is from RefSeq and is a predicted model, not a curated record. The transcript has 15 exons. Gene Ontology annotation, cellular component: cytoskeleton.